AUGGCCGAAUUCCGGCGCCAGUACGUCACCAUUGGGUUGCGUCAAAAAGUAGAGGCCCUCCUCAGGCAUUGCACCCUCUGCAAGCAGUUUAAUGGCCGCCCGUAUCUAUAUCCUGGUCUCAAUCAUCUUCCCAGUGAUAGGGUCACUGUAGUGAGACCCUUUGAGGUCAUCGGCAUUGAUAAUUUCUUUCUCCAAGUAGCUAAAAAGAGCCGAGUAGUUCUUCUCCUGACCUGCGCCGUCACGCGACUCAUUCAUUUAGAACUCUGUGAUGACCUCAGUACCGUAGAAUUCAUUCGCGCGCUUAAACGCUUCUGCGCUCGCCGUGGCUCGCCCCGCAAGGUCUGGGCCGACAAUGGCUCGAAUUUUCGUUUGGGCGCCAAAUUCUUGGACUCUCAGAAGCAGUCCGACUUCAUCGAUGAAGUAGGCUCCUUUUUUGACUACAAAGGCAUUGAGUUCUCCUUCAUUACCCCCCUUUCCCCUUGGAAAGGCGGCUUCUGGGAACGGCUCAAUGGCACUGUGAAGCGUAUCUUCUACAAAAAUACCGUUCGUGCCAAAGAGUUCCAAAAAAUGGAUCUGUCGGCCUUCGCCACGUUCCUAGUAGAAAUCGAAGGUGUUGUUAAUUCACGUCCUCUUUCCGGACAACGCGACUUCGAUCAAAUUCUGAGACCGAUCGACUUUAUCUCUCCUCGAGCAACGAUCCCUUUACCUCUUUCCCAACGGGAAGACACUUGGAUUCCUUCGUUGUCCUCGGCUGAUCAAGUAGCUUCCACCUUCAGUAGUUACCAGAAAUUUUUCCGGGACUGCUGGAAGACUUUUCAGACAGAUUAUCUGCUGACUCUCAGAGACUAUCACAAGCAGCAACUUUUCAACACCCAAGGUCGCCUGACGCCCGCCGUCGGCGACGUGGUGUACGUAGUAGAAGAGGGCAAGCCGCGCAGAGAUUGGUCUUUAGGCAUAGUAGAAAAAUUGCUUCCCAGCGCGGAUCUCGAGAUUCGUUCAGUAGUUAUUCGCACUCCACGUCAACACCUCGUUGAACGGCCAGUGCAUUUUCUUAUCCCCUUAGAAGUCUCGAGUUCUCUCCCAGAAGCUGCCGCUGUGCUGCCUCUUGAGGCCCCAGUAGUCUCUGGCAACGCUGAGGGGCCCACCCGCGUGCAACCCGCUCGGCGUGCCAAAGAAAAUAUCUGCUACGCUGAAAAUGUAGUGCAAUUUCGCAAUUCUAGGUCUUGGAAGUAUCAUAAGUUGACCUUUUUGACCUCUCUUUGGCUCCUCGCUUCCCUGGUCUCCGCGCAUAAUCAUCUGGCAUGCGUCGAUGGAGGCGUGCGGUUAAAUUCCCUCAGUAGUGAUGAUUAUGAGAUUUGCGCCAACAAUCAUUGUCGCCUUGUCCAUCACCCAGCUCGGGAUCAAGUAGAACUUUUCGACCAUCAGAUCGUGCGCCAUCCGUAUCUCAUUACUUGGGAAGACCCGUCUUCUCGACCAAGAACCUCAGGUUUUCGAGAUCACUUGUCCCCCCAGUCGCUUCUGCAAUACAGUAGUAUGCUAUUUUUGCCUGGAACGGUUGCUCAAUUUCGAUUGCAAUCCCAUCCUCUCUACUCUGGUCGUAGUCUUCUCCGCCUUCUUGGGCUGCGUCCUUCUGUAUUGGCUCGCCCGGCUCCUCCAGCUCAUUCUCAGGUGGCGUUACUGGAUCCUGCGAGUAUGCGGGUUCGCUCGCCG
This is a messenger RNA of Mesorhabditis spiculigera, 1710 nucleotides long. The record is from the annotation of a GenBank genome assembly. NCBI's taxonomy places the organism in Eukaryota, Metazoa, Nematoda, Chromadorea, Rhabditida, Rhabditidae.